AUGGAAAUCCAAGAUCUCGACGCGGAGACCCUCCGGCUCUUCAUAGAGCUUCAAUCCGAGGACUUGAAAUUACUCGACAAGGGAAAACGCAACGCCAAUCAGCCCAUGUCGGACAAUCAGCUAGCAAUGCGUCUCUACAAGGCGGAGCUUGGGAGCCUAGCAUCCUUCAGCGCGGACCGAGCCAUGUGCAGAAGCAUUUCCAACGCCGUGUCAGUUGAUGGUGCUGCGAUAGUCGCGCAUAAGCAAGUCGAGCUACAGGCCAGAAGCGACCGACAGCAUGCCUUGGCCUUGAGCACAAACUCGCAACCCGCCACGGCGAUAUCAAGACCUUCUACAGGCCUGCCCACGCAAACAAAUGGGGAGGGGAGGGCUCCUCCGGACAGAAAUGCCCCAGUGCCAAAGCCUCCCGGCUCAAGCCUUCCAAUGGGCGUAGUUAAUAAUGGCAAGGAUAGCCUCAAAAGAGAGUCAUCACAAUCAUCCACAGAACUUGAAGCUGAGCGGAAGAAACACUCGACUCCGUUCACUUGUUUAGCCUGUUGCGAGCGUAUCUCUUACGACAACCUCACGUAUCGCGUCUGUGAGCACCAUUAUUGCAGGGCUUGCCUCGUUCACUUGUUUCAGAGCUCUCUUACCGACGAGUCGCUGUUCCCCCCGAAAUGCUGCCACAAACCAAUGUCUUUCACAAAUAAUCGGAAAUUCUUCUCUGAAAGUUUUUGUACUUUGUUCAAGGAAAAGUCCAUCGAGUUCACGACCCCCAACCGGACGUAUUGUCAUGUCAAGACAUGCUCGGCAUUUGUCCCCCCUUCAUCUAUCCAAGGCGACAGGGCAGUGUGCAGAAAGUGCAACUGGUCGACUUGCACACACUGCAAAGGUCCAUAUCACGCUGGCGCCUGUCCUGCGGAUUCCGCUACGCAGGAGCUUCUUCGUAUCGCAAGAGAGAAUGGAUGGCAGAGCUGCCAGUCGUGCCACAGAGUGGUGGAGCUCUCCACCGGGUGCUACCAUAUCACCUGUGUGUGCAAACACGAGUUCUGCUAUGUGUGUGGAGUGAAGUGGAAGAACUGCCAGUGCUCACAUUGGGAUGAGCGACGGCUACUCGAGCAAGCAAACAACAUUGUCAAUCGGGACGCAGCCGCUAGGCCAAUGGCUCCUGCGUUGAGGGCUGCGCGAGUCAACCAAGAGAGGGCGAACCUGAGACAAAAUCACGAGUGCUCACAUGAGAAUUGGAAAUCUCGGGGUGGUUUCCAUCGAUGUGAUGAGUGUCGCAGCAAGCUAACGACCUUCAUAUAUGAGUGUAGACAAUGCCGUAUCAUGGCGUGCAGGCGGUGCAGAUACAACCGUCUUUGA
Messenger RNA from Clonostachys solani, 1344 nucleotides. Lineage: Eukaryota; Fungi; Ascomycota; Sordariomycetes; Hypocreales; Bionectriaceae. The record is from the annotation of a GenBank genome assembly.